Carcharodon carcharias (great white shark) is the source of this 4973-nucleotide messenger RNA. Its product is annotated as protein sel-1 homolog 3-like. Gene Ontology annotation, molecular function: protein binding. Bases 325 to 3705 code for a protein of 1126 amino acids. The record is from RefSeq and is a predicted model, not a curated record. The transcript has 25 exons. NCBI's taxonomy places the organism in Eukaryota, Metazoa, Chordata, Chondrichthyes, Lamniformes, Lamnidae.
UCCGGAAGUAUCUGUGAAGGUUCCACGUCUGUCGUGACUUUUACUACUCGACCAGGAUCAACAGUGAACACCUGUCGACAAUCCACUGUCCACCUGUUAGCUUCUAGUUUGCUCCCAGCCUGGGACCGCAAGUAGGGAGAGUGGGCAUCUGGUUCGCAAAACCCAGAUUAGGAUUUAUCUAGCGAUUAGACCCAGUUUCUUAAAUCUCUAAAUUGAUUUGUAUUUAUUUAAAAGUCUUAAACUGCUAGUUGCAUAACUCUACUCAUCACGAACAAAACAGCGAUUAAUUCGGGGACAUAAAAAACAAAUGGAAAAUGCAAAGCGAUGGACGUGGAGGUGGUGACCAGAUUGUUUUUGAAGUCCACCUGCAGGAGGAUGAGGAAUUCCCAUUGGCUGCCAUGUCUUGGGUGGUUCGUUAUGCUGAUGCCAGCACCUUUACUCAGUAUGAAUACAGCACAAACUACCUCUGUUUUGCAAUCUUCAACAGACAGACAGCAUAAAGAUUUCAUUCGGUUUAUUAAUGCAACUGACAUGGUAGUAGCUGACUACAAACUUUCCAUUGAAUAUUUAUGUUCUGAACCCAGUACUGUUGGUGUUGAGGUGAUAGUUUCAACCGACGUUAAAAUCGGAAUCACUGUUUACAAGAAAAGAUGGAAAUGUGAAAAACGUCUUCAUACCUUGAGAAAUCGGACUCUGUGGGUGAGAUUUCCAAGCAUCAUGUUAUAUGCAGCUGAUUAUUUGAUCCAACAUUCUGUUGUCGUAAAUAAUGUAAUAUUAAGAGCUUGGAUUAUAAAUACUGAUUUAGAAGCUCACGAGAGUCGUAAUGCGGCUGUUUAUGAACAAGCUACGACUAGAACCUACAAAUUACUGGGGACAUUAAGCCCUUUUGAACGGCCUUACAAAGAUCAUAAAGAAUGCCUUCAGUGGGACAGAGAGAAGAUACAGACAAUAAAAGAAAAGCAAAUACCCCAGUGCCUGCUUGAAAAUGAUGUUGUGGAGCUACUUGGUUUUCCAUUUGCAUCACCUGGUUUGAAUUUUGGAAUAAUGAGGAAACUAAAAAAAUUUAAUAACCUGGAGGUGGAAGUGACAAGCAAACAACUUGUCAACAAUCCAAGGUUUACUGUGUCAAUCUGGAUUUACGUACUCCAUGGGUGUAAAUGGCUCCUUUGUGGGAUUUUCCAUCGCAUUAAUGAAAAACAGGUCUAUGCCACCCCAUUGCUGUUUCUAACUCAGGAUGGUAGCAUUCACUUUCAGAUGAUGCUGUCCUCAGGAAAAUACAUUGCAGGAAAGUCGAAUUUCAAACUGUCAUUGAGGCGAUGGUGUCGAUUGGAUUUAACCUUGCAUGACAGGAAGAUGACUUUGUCAGUCAGCUAUGGAGAAAAACUGCAAACCAGAGAAGAUGCAUUUUAUUUCUAUCCUGAAGACGUUCAUCACAAUGAUUCAGCUGGUUAUUUUGUACUUGGAGGCAGCAACAAUGUACGUGGUUUUGAGGGAUUCAUUGGUCCUGUGAAGUUAUAUCGGCUCGUGGCCCUAACAGGACAAGAGAUUUCAAAUCCCCUUGUAACUAAUCAUAACUUCCAUAAACAUAUUGAACAGUACAAUAAAAAAUGCAAAUACCUCACGACACUUAUCAUGAAGUAUUUUCAGACUCUUGGAUUACACAAGAAGCUACAACAAAUGAAUAGAAACAACAAUUAUUAUUUAGAGUUGGUCACUAAAUAUGGACCAAUAAACUACGACGAAGAAAAAUGUGCAGUGCGUCCCUGGGGGAAAAGAACAGAGAAGAAACACAAGGCUUUAUUUGAUCUACUUCAGACAAUGGCUUUGCAGCCAAUUUUAGACUCCACUCAGUCACCAAACCUAGGAUCUACACUUAUUAAAGUUGGUGAGAAACUUUUCCAGAAGACAGUAGAAAUACUUGUUCGUCCAGACAGUACUGAGCAAAUGGACCACCUGAUCACUUCAUUAAUGGAAGCUAGCUGCUGUGGUUACCACAGAGCAGCCUACUUCCUGGCAGUUAUUUUUGAGACUGGUUUAGGUGUGGAAAUACAGCCCUUACAGGGCUUGUUGUACAGUCUGCUUGCUGCACAAGGAAAUGACAGACUUGCCUUAAUGCAUCUGGGAUAUAAGCAUAAUCAAGGCAUUGAUGGUUACGCCCUGGACGACGAUAUAUCAUACAGUUACUACUUAAACGUUGCACAACAGACUGUUAAUGAUCGGCAUGAAUUUGAUGGAGAACAGGCUUUUGUUGAACAAGUAAGGUUAAUGGAUAAUUCAGCUUUGCAGAGUCAAACUAAAGAAAACGAUGACCUCUUCUUGUGGCUCAGGUAUCAGGCAAAUCAUGGGGAUGCAUUUGCUCAGCAAAAACUUGCAAGAAUGCUUUACUGGGGACAACAGGGUGUCACACGUGAUGUGAACGCAGCCUUGGAAUGGUAUUCUAGAAGUGCAGAAGAGACAAGAGACCCACUAUCGCUGUACGAGUAUGGGCUUUUUCUUUUCAAGGGUCGUGGAGUGAAAAAAAAUACAAAAUUAGGCUUAAAACUAAUCAAUGAAGCAGCUUCCAAGGGAUCACAUGAAGCACUUAAUGGUUUGGGAUGGUAUUAUGAAACCUUUAAGAAGGACUAUGUGAAAGCUGUGGAAUAUUGGGAAAAAGCAAUGAGAAUGGGAAACCUGGAUGCCUUACAUAAUCUUGGAGUGAUGUAUGCAGCUGGACUGUACCCAGGCAAACCUGUAAAAAAUGAGACUGAAGCAUUUCAAUAUUACUAUAAAGCUGGAUCUGGGGGACACUUUGAAAGUAUAAUCCGCUGCUCCUUUUAUUGGAGUACAGGAAACUUUGAAUCUAUUCCACACAACCCCAAAAAGGCAGUCCUCUGGGCCAGAUUUGUUGCUGAACACAAUGGGUUUUUGGGUUAUAUUAUGAGAAAAGCUAUGCAUGCCUAUCUUCAGAAAUCCUGGAAUGAAGCCCUGCUGUAUUUCCUUGCCACAGCAGAAACAGGAAUUGAAACAUCACAGACAAAUGUUGCCUAUCUCUGUGAAGAACACCCAGAGCUCACAAGCAACAGUGUUGACUAUACCUGGAGAUAUUAUAAUUUAUCAGCUUUUCAGCAGACGACACAUCCUUUUGUUUUAACAAAAAUGGGAGAUUACUACUAUUAUGGUGACAAGAACCAUAAAAGAGACAUCAUGCAAUCAAUUGAGAUGUACACCUCUGCAGCCUUAUUGAAUUAUUCUCAAGCAUUUUAUAACCUGGGCUUGCUGGUAGAGGAGGGUUUUCACAUACCAGAAAGAAUUUUAGAUCUCCUGAACCUAGGCACACCAAACCACUUCAACAACUUCUCAAUCCUGCUGGAGCUUUAUGAGAGGUGUAUAACCGUUGAUAUGGAAGAGGGUUUCGUCCCAUGCUCUAUAGCUUUGCUUCAUGUUCACUUGAAAACAAUAUGGAUUAAUAUCUGCUCUGCUGCUUUAUUAUAUACUGCAGGCUCAGUGCUCCUGUCAACUCUAAUUGUUUUUGCUGUUAGGUACUACUGGUAUUCCACAGCUCCUGAGGUCUGUCCAUGUUGGACGCUGGCAAUUGUUUUCACCACAAGUACAAAUGAACAUACUCCAACUUUGAAUUCUUCUAGUCAAAACAUUCAGUCAGAUGAGACAGUACAAGAAGAAACAUCACUACCUUCAACUGCAGCUGAAUAUCUGGAACCUGAAUGAGACGAGCUCUCUGGAGUAAUGGCAUCGUAGCCUGAUUGACCUGUCCAUGUUGAAAUGUGUAAUCACUUACAUCAUUGCUUAUUAGGAAUAUUUCUGUAUAUUGCAUAGAAUCAUAUGGAUCUACAGCAAGGAAAGAGGCCAUACAGCCCAACUGGCCUAUGCCAAUGUUUAUGCUUCACACAAAUGACUCCUCAUCCUCUUCAUCUGACCUAAUAGCAUUUCCUUCUAUUCCUUUUUCCCUCAUUUACUUAUGCAGAUUCAUCUAAAUGCAUCUAUGCUAUUUGAUUUAACUACCCCAUGUAGUAGCAUGUUCGACACACUACCUGCAUGGGGAAAGAAGUUUCUUUUGAACUCCUUGUUGGAUUCAUUGGUAACUAUCUUAUAUUUAUGACUGCACGUUUUGGACUCCCACACUAGUGGAAACACAUUCUCGACAUCUACUCUAUCAAACUCCUUCAUAACUUUAAAGACCUCAGACUUAAGAGCCCCAAUCUGCUCAGUCUUUCCUGAUAAUUACAAUCUCUCAGUUCUGUUAUCAUCUGUGGCAAAAGAUGCAAGCAAUGAUUUAUAAUGCAGCUAUAUCAUUUUCUAUAAUGUGGAGACCAGAACUAUGCACAGUAUUCCAAGUGUGGUCUAACCAAGGUUCUGUGUAAGUUUAACAGAACCUCUCUGCUUUUCAACUCUAUACCUCUAGAUGCUUACCCAAGUGGCUUGCUUGCUUGUCCAAAUGGAUUUGUUAAACUCCAUUGCUACUUUAAAUGAUUUGUGAAUCUGUACUUCUGGAUUAUUUUUGUUCCAGUUAAAUUCUCAUAUGGAUAUAGAUAGUUUAUGGGUAUAAUUUUUAAAAAAUUACAGAAAUUAUGGAAACAUCUGUGGCUGGAGUUCACUAAUGUAAAACCAGAUUUUAUAUAACGUACUGCAUCAGCCAAUGUAAGUAUUGAUUUUUUUUUUUACUUGUCCAAAUGAAAUAAAUUAUGUUGUCAAAUCAGCAAAUGCAAAAGAUUACCAAAUAGUUCUAAACGUGAGUGAGGUACAUGGUAGCUGCAAUCUAAAUCAAAAGAGCAGUGAUAAACAUUUCCCAUUGAAUCAUUUUGAGACAACCAUUGUCAGAAAUCAAAUGUUGCUCAUUAAAGAAAAUAAUUAUUCCAUACUAAAUUUUUCCAUUACAGCUGCACUCAUUUAAGGAUAAAAACUGUGAUUACUGUGCUCUCAUAAAUAUGAGAAACAGUUCUCCACAUCGAGCUGAAAUGGUAUUGAAUUGUAAUCAU